UCCCAUCAUGCCGCUGGUGCUUAUACGACAAAACCGCAGCUGGGGGCGAGGAGGCACCCGGCCAGCCAAAAGAGGAGACGCCGUGGACACACGUUCUCAUCGUUCACAUGAAACCACUGGAGUUGGUCGUCCUCUCAACAUGGCCGAGAACCAACAAGUGGAACGUAUCGGCAGAAAACUUGACAAGAUGGUUCAUAAGAACAACACGGAUGGAGCACUGGACCUGCUAAGGGAGUUGAAGAACAUGACAAUGUCUUUGGAAACGCUUCAGUCCACCAGAGUCGGAAUGUCAGUAAAUGCUGUGAGGAAGCAAAGUUCUGACCAGGAAGUACAGACUCUGGCAAAAACGCUCAUCAAGUCCUGGAAGAAAUUAAUAGAUGGAUCUAAAUCACAGAAAAAUGACGGCUCCCCUGCUAGUAUGACAUCCAAGGACUCGUGCAGUAGUGAGAAAAGCACAACUGCAGUGAAGUCCCCUGCUGCCGCGCCUUCUCUGGUUAUGUCCUUCCCAGCCAUACCCCUCACCACAGACCAUGUUCGGAAUAAAUGUCGAGAGUUGCUGGUGGGUGCCCUGCAAACUGCUGAUGACUACAAGACCUUUGGAGUUGACUGCAGCCUGCUUGCGGCGCAAAUUGAGGAACAGAUCUUUGAGGAUUUCAAGUCAACAGACAUUAAGUACAAAGCACGUCUGCGCAGUCGAAUCUCCAACCUGAAGGACCAGAAAAACCCAGACCUGCGGCGGAACGUCCUGAGUGGAAACAUAUCCACUCGGCGCAUUGCCUCUAUGACUUCUGAGGAGAUGGCGAGUGAAGAACUUAAGAAGAUCAGAGAGACUCUAACCCAGGAGUCCAUUCGGGAGCAUCAGCUUUCCAAAGUGAGCGGGAGCAAAACAGACAUGUUUGUGUGCAAAAAUUGUCGGGGGAAGAACUGCACUUACACACAGGUGCAAACUCGCAGUGCGGAUGAGCCUAUGACCACCUUUGUGGUGUGUAAUGACUGUGGCAAACGAUGGAAGUUCUGCUGAGGAGUCCUGUUUUAUUGUGCCACCAUGAUGUAAAGCAACCGGCCAAAUUUUGGAUUUGAAGUCGCUUUUUUUUUUUUUUUUUGUAACAU
Messenger RNA from Corythoichthys intestinalis (scribbled pipefish), 1110 nucleotides. RefSeq names its product transcription elongation factor A (SII), 2 (gene tcea2). The record is from RefSeq and is a predicted model, not a curated record. The coding region runs from base 8 to 1021 and encodes 337 amino acids. Gene Ontology annotation, molecular function: nucleic acid binding; zinc ion binding. NCBI's taxonomy places the organism in Eukaryota, Metazoa, Chordata, Actinopteri, Syngnathiformes, Syngnathidae. The transcript is spliced from 10 exons. Gene Ontology annotation, cellular component: nucleus. Gene Ontology annotation, biological process: transcription elongation by RNA polymerase II; DNA-templated transcription.